UAUAAUCCACUUAAUAACAGCAAAACAUUUGAAAGAGUAAGAGUAAAUUCAGGGUUUUGUGUAUGUGGAUGUGGAAAAAUUGUUUACUUUCAGUUAGGUGACUUAAUGCAGAGUUACUGUGUUGAUUUUCUGAGGGAUUUUCAUCACAUUUCUUCAGAGACACAUCAGUGAUGAAACAACAUCUGUUCAUACUCCUGUUUAUCACAGGAGUCCUCCCUGUCACCCAGACUAUCUAUCGCAGGUUCCACCUGAACCUACAGGGGAAGACAUGGAGUGAUGCUCAGGCUUACUGCAGGGCCAUGUACACUGACCUGGCUACCUUUGAAAAUCAUGAUGAAGCAGUCAGAGCUCAAAAUAUAGCACAGAGUCAAUCCUUGACUGGCAGCACUUGGAUCGGACUUUACAAUGAUGUCAACAGCUGGCGCUGGUCAAUGGGAAAUGAGCCACUAGGAAGUUUCAGAAGUUGGUGUUACACUAAUCCUGACAACUACGCUUCUAACGAAUAUUGUGCUGCAGUAGAUGUGCCCGGGUGGUUUGAUAGUUGCUGUGCAACAACAUUCCCCUUUAUCUGCUUUGAUGGAAGAUACACUGGCACCAGCAGCUAUAUUUAUAUCUCUACUGCCAUGAUAUGGUCUGAAGCUCAGAGCUAUUGUAGACAGCAUCACACAGACCUGGCCAGUGUAAGAAACUCAGCUGAAAGCUCAGUUAUAAUGGCAAUGAUCCCAGGGCCAACUUGGAUUGGUCUGUUCAGAGAUUCCUGGAAGUGGUCAGACCAGGCAAAUUUCACCACCAUUACCUGGGCAACUGGAGAACCUAAUAAUGCUGCAGGAAAUGAAAACUGUGCUUGUUUAAUAAAUGGUUUGGGUGUUGAUGUUCCAUGUUCACGUCUAAAACCUUUCUUCUGUGAAACAGUAAUCAAAGGAAAAAAGCAGAUUGCCAGAGUGAAGGUCCAGUCCGAUCAGGAUGUGAAAAGUCCUGCAGUUAAGGCAGCCAUCUUGGAUAAGAUUAUGCAGAUGCUCAGUGGUCAUGGGAACAUCACUGUCAAAUGGAGAGAGCAACCAGAUGGACUAGUAUUUAAUAAGAUUAAAGAAAAUACUAUUGCAAAUAUUUGUUAAAGUUUGUAUCUGUGGAUGCUGUUCAAUGCUGUGGGGUAUCACACAGUACAAAACUAGAUGUGAGACAUUACUCCUAGACAAAACUCUAUAUUGUGUAUCGUGUAGAUGAAGAAUAGUGUACUGUAUAAAUACAACAUCUAGUUCACAAUGUGUGAUAGAAUGUGUGUAAUAUUAGCACUGAUAUAAAAUUCAAGCAUUUCCAAUUAUCUGGCUAAUCCUGAGCUUUAGGUGUUGAGAUCCACAGUUAACUGUCUGCCAUACAGUUCAAGAUCUGCCUGUAACCAGAUCCAUAAAAGUCCCAGUAGGUAGCUCCUGAUGAAUUUAAGACUAGAUUGUGUAUUAUAUGUUUUUAAUUUAAAAAGAUUUUUACAUUGUGAUUAUAAAAAUUGAUUUCAUUUAAAAUGUAUUCAUAGAAAAUAAACUUUCCAUAAAGGUUUCCCAUAGGAACAAUACUGAACCCUAAUGACCUGUUAUUGCUUCUGUCCAGUUCCAUGCCUCCAUGCAGCCACACUUUUACUGUCUUGACUUGAACUUGAACAAGAAACAAUGAACACUUAUUACAGAUGUCCUAAGAAAUGGACCAGUCCAUCCCGCAUUCCAAGCCAGUUUUUUAAAAUCUUGUUUUCUUAAGCUUAUUUAAAUCAAAGCUUUUUUCUGACUUCCAGAUUUACAUUUUUUAUUUCCACUCAUUCUGUACAUUAC
This is a messenger RNA of Hemibagrus wyckioides, 1817 nucleotides long. RefSeq names its product macrophage mannose receptor 1-like. Lineage: Eukaryota; Metazoa; Chordata; Actinopteri; Siluriformes; Bagridae. The record is from RefSeq and is a predicted model, not a curated record. Bases 171 to 1115 code for a protein of 314 amino acids. The transcript has 5 exons.